GCAGGGAAGCGCUUGCGCUAGCGUGGUCCGCGGCGCUUGUUGUUCCUGGAGAACGAGUUAACCCGAAUUGGAACUGUGACGAUUUGAUCUCGAUUGUAGAAUCGCGUGCCUUUCUAAGAGGAUUUCGCAAUAAAAGAAGUAACCCUAAGGAAGCUUCUGAGGUUACAGAGACCAACAGGAGAAGCAACAAUGCCUGCCGAAGGAGGAAAAUCUGAUAUGGAGAGGAUUGGCCUCUUCAGUGAGAUGGAAUAUAUUACUGUUGGUGAUAAAUAUGUGUCGCCAUUUAAUCGACCCUUUAAUGAGGCUGCGAGCAAAAAUAGACAGAUGCUACCUGGGGGAUCCAAAGAAAUGUCAAAUCUCCAGCCAGGUUAUUUUGAUCCCCAUUUUGUAAGGAUUUUUGAAGGUGAAGGCUAUGUAAAUCUGAAUCAAGUGAGGAGACGGCAUAUGAUGGAAGAAGCCAAAAAAAAUCUAAGCAAAGCCUUCCUCCCUAGUAGUGGAGAUAGAAAGCCCUGUGGAUUAGGAAGCUACUAUGGAACAAUAGGUGGUCCAGUCCCAUUCUUCAGUGCACAGUCCAAACCCAGAGAAAAAUAUCAGGCACCUGGAAAGAAUUUAUACACAAACCCAGGAAAGAAGGGAACUGGAUAUGGCUAUGCAAAUGUUACCAUAGGUAAACAGCUUCCACACUCGGCUGAUUUCUAUGAUGCACCAAAACUAAAUUAUAAGACAGAGAAUGAAACUCAUCAUCGUUUAGUUAAAGGGUCACCUUUCAAGUUAAAUCUUUAUCCAAGGGAAUAUUUUGACAGUAAUCCUUAUUUCUCUGAGAAACCUUUACCACCAAUUCACAAAACAGAGAAGAAAGAAACACUUGCAGCCCCUUUUAAACCCUCCUCUCCUGGUAAAAAGCCUGGUGGAAUGAAGGCAGGAACAUUUGACCCUUACCCUUCACAUUCUUCUGACCCUUAUGUGGUGAAAAUGGCACACCAGAUUUCCGGCAAAAGUGACAAGAUAUUCCAUCCGCCAAGUGGACCAAAAAGUAGACCAAUUACGAGUAUAAUGACCUUAAAUGUCAAAAGGGCAUUAAAUAUGAAGAACUACAAGACUUCUUCAGCACAGUCCUAUUAACAAUGGGAAGACAAAUUGCUUUCUAGACCCUGAGUUCCAGUAAUUCAUUACCAAAUGCUGAUUAUUUGAAAAUGUAUAAGACCUUGUGGAACAGAUAGCUCAAGCAUUUGAAAUGAAGUUAAGCCUGCAACCCUAAUACUCUUCCUUGUUUUAGUACUGCUACUUAAUGAAUAAACAGUAUUGACUAAUAA
This is a messenger RNA of Choloepus didactylus (southern two-toed sloth), 1313 nucleotides long. It is a transcript of the gene CFAP96, whose product is annotated as chromosome 3 C4orf47 homolog. The transcript has 8 exons. Bases 190 to 1122 code for a protein of 310 amino acids. The record is from RefSeq and is a predicted model, not a curated record. Gene Ontology annotation, cellular component: centrosome. NCBI's taxonomy places the organism in Eukaryota, Metazoa, Chordata, Mammalia, Pilosa, Megalonychidae.